This is a messenger RNA of Trichoplusia ni (cabbage looper), 3508 nucleotides long. RefSeq names its product protein bric-a-brac 1 (gene rib). Lineage: Eukaryota; Metazoa; Arthropoda; Insecta; Lepidoptera; Noctuidae. Bases 71 to 1789 code for a protein of 572 amino acids. Gene Ontology annotation, biological process: regulation of transcription by RNA polymerase II. The transcript has 2 exons. Gene Ontology annotation, cellular component: nucleus. Gene Ontology annotation, molecular function: DNA binding; protein binding. The record is from RefSeq and is a predicted model, not a curated record.
UUAUACCUGCCGAAUAAAAGGUAAAAAGUCAAUUUGCCAGUGUGGAAGGGCUAUAGAGCGUAAUAUGUAAAUGGGGAAGGGCGGUGCAGUCGGGCGAUCGCGCUUUGCCGCGACAUACGUCGUCAGUCAGUGCUGGUCGUUGUGCCAUGCGCAUCGCAUACAGGUUGCACGAACUCUGUGUACGCAAGGAUUUAUCAGUUUUAACCCACAAGUGCGUGACUUGGAUAAUUUCUCCACAAUGUAUCCCGGCUCUACCAAUAACGAAAUAUUACCAGAAUCACAACUCAGAAAAAUGGGGAGUACCGAAGGACCACAAACGUUUUGUUUGAAAUGGAAUCAUCACAAAACCAACUUAGUUGAAAUCUUGGAAGCAUUGAUAAAGGGCGAGACUUAUGUGGACUGCACAUUAGUGGUAGACGAUCAGGUGACGUUCAAAGCGCACCGAGUCGUAUUGGCCGCUAACUCUCCAUACUUUCAAUCAAUAUUAGCUGACGUCCCUAUGGACCAUUGCAGUAUUCUAUUUCCUGGUGUUAAGGAUUUUGAGAUGCGCGCCCUUCUAGAGUACAUGUACACAGGUGAGGUAAACGUGACGCAAGCUCAUAUUCCUCACAUUAUGAAGGUAGCCGAGCAGUUGGAAGUUAAGGGUUUGUUCGACAUGACUGAGCUUCGGCGACGACCAGGUAGUACAGAGCGUACGCCAGCAGCGUCGCCCCCGCGUGUCGUGCCUGCUGCGCCUUCAAGUGUGUCCCCACCGGCACCAGCGCCUCCAUCACGCUGGGCACUUCCUCCUGCCGCACCCGCGCUCUCUGCCGCUUAUGAUUCGGCUGAUAUGAACCCUCUCAAACGUAAGAAGCUGUCUAGUAUGCUGGCUACGCGCGACACACCAAUAUUGAGAAAUGUCCUGGCCCAAACAUCGCCAGUGGAUUCUUCGCAACCAAUGUCGCUUGUUUGCCAUCCCGUAAGUCAACAUGCACCGCCCCGUCUGCACUCUAACGGAUCAGCUCACGAGUCCGAACGCGCUGCUAGCCCACAUCGCGCAUUUGACUACCGUCCGCGUAGGCUUUCGUCACGCGCUUCGUCGCCUCAUUACAAUAGAUCUGACCGUUCAGAAGAUGCGCAUUCUCCUUACACUGAGAGAUCUUUUGAAGACGAAAGUCAACGUACUUUCCAUCCGUCCCCUCCUCCAACUAAUUUCCAACAAGACGUCAGAGCCGGACUCGCGCCGUACGUCCCACCGCAACAAAAACCUGAAUGGAAGCGGUAUAAACAAUACACAAGAUCAGAUAUUUUAUCUGCUAUCGAAUGCGUACGUAAUGGAAUGAGCGCUUUACAAGCAUCACGUAAAUACGGCGUACCCUCGCGCACAUUGUACGAUAAAGUCAAGAAAUUAGGAAUUACUACUAGCAGGCCUAUGAGCCGCGGGGUCAAAAGAGAGUCAAAUGGUGCUGCAUUCCCUUAUGGUUUAAGUGGCACGGGAGGCGGAGGUGAGGAUGGAAACCCGUCUACUCCGCUUAUUGAUCCUUCAUUCCUACAACAAGCAUUAGAAGGAGCGACAAGAGAUGGGGGGCGAGAGGCUCUACAUGCAAUGGCGUUAGCUGCAGCCGCACACGCCGCUCUUGCUCCGCGUACGCCACCUCGGUCACCGCCGCAAUCACCACGAUCACCUAUUCAAGACGACGAUCAUGUUGAAGAUUUGUCAGUACCUCGACGACGUGAUUUGGAUCAGCCACCAGGUGUCAUAGUACCACCACGUAAUUUCGCACUUGAUUGUGGUAGCGAAAGAGAUUGAAUAAUACAGUUUUCAAUGUACAUUCGAAAAGACUGACUUAGGCGUACAAAGUUAGAAGUAAGGCACUAAUUGGUAGGCUAACUGGUAGGCCGUGCCGCGUGCGCACGCCGCCGAUGACCGGGCGCCCCGGCCGGGCGAUUGCAAUGGGCCCCGCGGCCACUUUUCUUCUACCUCUCUUCUUCUCUAUUUAUUUCAAAGCGCCAUCAAAGCUCAAACGAAAUAAAAUUUCCGUUUGAUGCUAGAUGAAGCCCUAUUGUGAUUUUAUGUUUGUUUAUUUUCUUCAUUCGUUUUUUUUGUUUAUAACAUUUACGUCUUUGUUAAUAAAUAGCAGAAUAAGUUAGCUUUAAUUAGAAUGUAAUUUUGGUUUAGUUGGACUGGUAACUUUAUAGGGCCGAAGGGCAAGCAGGCAGUGCCGGCCACGCCGCCGCGCCUCGGGCAGAUAUGCCCAGACAAGUUAUUGUGCAAUUUGUUGUCUGCGACUGUGAUGUUUAUAGACUGAAAUGCCGCGACUACCUCACGCUCGCCACAGCUUAUACUCUAGUCCACCGCGUCGCACUAUGCCAUAAUAUUAACCACGUUAAACAGUUAUUAAGAUAUUCUGCCUUAACGCAACCAAGCAUCUUGAAGUUGAUCAUUGAGUGCGACGCUCUUGUCACCGCAGAUAGCGGCGUAUCUACAUACUAAUGUAUUCUAUAUUGUUUCCUUACGUUACGGGUUAGACUUAUUUAUUAAUUUGUUCGUCGAUUGCCAUAAAUGUUUGUUGUUAAAUGUAAUUGUGCUCACUAAAUCCUCAAAAUAAAAUGUUUUGCACAAGCACGGUGGUUCAUAUUAGAGUUAAUAGAUUUCAUAAACACUUAGUUAAGAAUGCUCAAUGUUAUUAUUAGGUUUGUGGUAAAGAAGAAAACGUCGCGAUGCGUUGUUAUACGUAAAUAUGUCUAGUUAGUCAAUCGUACUACACCUACGAAUGUAACGUGUGUUUUAUUAAACUCUAAUUCUAAUUAGAAAUUUAUGUAAAUGUACAAAGCUGCACGUUUGCAAAUUCUCAGUAACCUGUACUGUGCGUGUAAUUAUCACAUCUUCUAAAACUUGAUUUCUUAAGUACCUAUGUAUAUUAAAGUCCUAAGAGUAAAUAUAUAACAUCUAUUAAAUUCUUAAGUUAAUUAAUACAUUACUUAUUAUUUGGUAAUUAAUUGGAAGACUGAUUUGUUACUUUAGUCUAGUUUGAAAAUGCCAUAGAUAUCUACGAAUGUAACUAUCUACCUUAUUUUUGCAGACGCAAUGUGUAAUUAAUUAAGUUGAAUCACGGAUGGUGUGUGUAGAAGCUACACUUUGGUAGGUUCACUAUUUUGUGCCUUUGUUUGUUGUAAUUAAACAUAAUAUAUGUUAGGACAUUCCAGUAGAUGUACCUUAUGCACUCAUGUGUUUUGCGGUAAGACAACAGGCGUAGGACUUUCAACCGGAUACUAAUAUAUAUCCAGUCUGCCAUAACAUUAAAUACCUCACUUUUUUGUUAAAUCGAAUGUUAUAUUGUAAUUAUUAUAUAUCCACUUUUGUGCCUAUAAAUAUAUGUUAUUAAGUAUGAUGUUGUUGCACUAUAGUUCAAGAAUUAAGUUGGGAUUUAAAAAUAUUGUACGUACUUUAAUAUGUAGUUGGUACCUACUGUAUGUAUACAUUUAAGUUAUAUAAGAUCGAGUUUGUUUAUCUCGUAACUACAUAUUA